AUGGCCUUUUAUAAUGCCGGAGAACAACAAACAGAGGAUUACCUUUUUAAGAUUGUUCUGAUUGGUGACUCGGCUGUGGGUAAAUCGAACUUGCUUGCCAGAUUUGCUCGGGAUGAGUUUUAUCCUAACUCGAAAUCAACAAUCGGCGUGGAAUUUCAGACCCAAAAAAUGGAAAUUAACGGCAAGGAGGUUAAGGCACAGAUAUGGGACACUGCUGGCCAGGAGAGGUUUAGGGCUGUAACUUCCGCUUAUUACCGAGGCGCUGUUGGGGCACUCGUUGUCUAUGACAUCAGCAGGCGUCGAACUUUUGAAAGUGUUGGUAGAUGGCUUAACGAACUCCAUACUUACUCAGAUAUGAAUGUGGUGACAAUAUUGGUGGGCAACAAAUCGGACCUGAGGGAUGCGCGUGAAGUGACAACUGGCGAGGGCAAAGCCUUGGCUGAGUCUCAAGGGCUCUUCUUCAUCGAGACCUCGGCCCUCGACUCCUCUAAUGUAGCGUCAGCCUUUCAGACUGUUGUGAAGGAGAUUUUCAGUAUUUUGAGCAGAAAAGUCAUUCAGUCUCAAGAAUUCAAAAUGAAAGAUCCCGGGUGGAUGGAGAAUGGGAAAAAAACUACGAUUGUUUUACGAGGCGAUGAGAAUAAGGAAAGCGAAGCCCAACAGAGUAGAAAAGGUGGGUGCUGUUCGUCGUGA
This is a messenger RNA of Striga hermonthica, 690 nucleotides long. The record is from the annotation of a GenBank genome assembly. Lineage: Eukaryota; Viridiplantae; Streptophyta; Magnoliopsida; Lamiales; Orobanchaceae.